GACGCACACCAAUUGAACUCGGCCCAGUCGCCGAUUGACGUCGUUAAACUUGUACGGUUUCUACCAUGGAGGUUGUACAGUGAUAAACAAACACAUUUUCCCUCUAACAAUGUUUAGAAUUUAACUUUUUAAUCACUGCAUCAGAACCUGCCUGAAUUCAUAAACAGUAUGCCUUGUGCCAAGGCCAUGGAUACAUCAGAAGUAGGCAGUGAAAUUCAUCAUCAACAUGAAAACCACAUUGAUCACAACAAACUCUUGACAGUACCAACGUCAUCGGGCCCUUCAGAGCCGUUGUCACCGAUGUCUGAGUCAACAUUCACUUGUGGCUGUUGCUAUGAAAUCAUGGUCCAGCCCACCACCUUGAACUGUGGGCACAGCUUCUGUCGACUGUGUCUGGCACGAUGGUGGAAAACACAGAAACGGACGACAUGUCCCGAAUGUAGGUACCCCUGGACUGGCUUCCCACAUGUGAACAUUAUCCUGAGGAAGACUAUGGAGAAACUGUGCCCCGUCAUCUUAGAGGAACGAAGUAAAGCUGUAAUGACAUCAACUAGCACUGAAAUCUUGGCAGAGUUUGAGCAGUUUGGUCAACAGCUAGAGAAGACACAGGCCAAAGGAAAAGGGGCAAGCAAUAGAACACCGCGAGGGUUUGUCUGGGGUGUGCUGACGACGCUAGGAGUCGUGUUUGUAAUUCAGUUGAUUCUCAACUGGGGAAGCAGCGACAACAAUAUGUUGGUGUAUAAACCGCUGAGAACGUGGAAAUCGGAGGAUGUAUCACAGUGGCUACAGGAACUUGGAAGCUGGGCAGGAAACCAGUAUAGUCAACAAUUCUUGGAACAAAGUAUCAAUGGUAACUUGCUGAUGGGAUUAACGGAGGAAUCACAGCUGAAGGAGGAACCCUUUAACAUCAAAAAUGUCUUGCACAGACGGGCGAUACUAGCAGCAUUAGAGAGGGUGAAAGAACAGGGUGCUAAACCACCGAGAGAUCUGUGGGAAUAUAAGUCCUUGCAUCGAGGUCUAGCCACCUUCCUCCUGUACGUUGUCAAAGAGUUCCCUCGCAUCACCAUAUCAUCUAUGUACAUCUUCUACUACGAGGAUGUCUUCUUACCAUUUAUGCACAUCACUUGCCCUGGGAGCCAAACUGUAGAUGUUGUGGAAGGUUUGGAGUUGCCUAGGAAGUAUAAUCGGAGCAUUGAAUGGGAUCAGUGGGCAGAGUUUAUUCCAAAGUUUGUCUUCUUGCCCUACUACUUGAUUGCUGAGCUCUCCUGGGCAUGGAUUGACGUCAACUUUAUGCCUGUGAUCUUCAUACUGGCCAACUGUGUGUUCCUGACAAUGAUCGAAGCCAAGACCGUUAGGAUGAUCUUCAAACAUGGACUGAAAAUGGUGAUUCCAGCUAUCAAGAAGCCCUUAAACACCAUGUUAUUCAUUCUAGUCUCAGUCAUCAUGUGGCCUCUCAUUCCCACUAUCCUUUGUGAUUUUGCUUUCUACGUUUCCCUUUACUAUUCUCCCUGUGGUAACUUCUACACCAUCUUCUUCCAGUGACCCACCGAUAGCCUAUCAGGGGAUUGUCAUCUAAUCUAUGCAACUCUUGGUAGACAGCAUGAUGUUAACUUCAAGUCUAAGUCAAGAAAUUAUCGGAGUGUCCUACGCAAGAAUGAAUGUAACUGGCUCCCUCUUAUGAACCACUGAGAAUGCUUUUUUCUUGACCCAGAGACUCAAUCAAGGAUGAUGCAGACACCUGUGUUGUUUUUAGCUACACCCAUGCCUUGUGCAAAUGCUAAUCAUUAACCUUGCAAAAUCAAUUUUGUUCUUAAGCUUUGCUCUUAGUCCUGAGGUAUAAAAUACAUGUCUCAGACCAGUCCAAGCGAGGGGGUACUGCACAUGUAGGAAGCCCCCAGUUAUGGCGGAAAUACUGUGCUGACAUUUUCCAAUUUGCUAGGUUCAGUAACUUUGUGCAGUAGCUAAGAAACCCUCCCUGCUGUUACCAAGGAUUUCAGAAGAGUGUAGAGUUCUUAUGGAUUGAUUUGAUUUGUACAGAGACCAUGUGUUACUGCUUUCUUGUUACAAUGAUACAGAUUGCUUCAUAGCUAGGUUUCUUUUACAUUUUAUGAGCACUUGAUAUUUUGUUUCAUAGAGUACUACCUUUCCAAAGUGCAGUGUGUGAUCCAUAUCUAGCAACACCAACCCAACACAGUCCCGCAUGGGCUUGUUUCAAGUCUUGAUAUGGGAUUUUAAAGGUUCUAGGCAAAUAACCAUUGGGAUUGCUUACAUAUUGCCAUCUCUGGUGUCAAUAGUAAUCCUGCAUGUACUGUCUCUUUUAAACACAGUAGGCCUAGUUUUCUGUCAUGUGGUGUUGCAUGUGAUGUUAGAGAGUAUUUAGUUUUUUCUGUUGUGUCAAAUGUGAAAUCAGUUUUUGAUAUGACUUGUGUUUAUUGUUUUUUUUUGUCAGAUUUUUAAAGCAUAUCGUUUAUGUUUGUUACAUUACCAAAGAUACUGUUGAUUUUCAUGUUGAACUUUUUAGGGUGCAUUCGGUUACAUGAGUAGGAUGCAUGCGCAUUACACUCAGGUGCAGGAGAAUAUCUCCCUCUAGUGAGAGUAUACUCUCACUGACCCAUGGGUCAUGCUCCAGCCAUUCGAGCGCUCAGAAGUAUACUCAUGUUAACAUGAGUAUCUCGCUCAAACGCACCCAAUACUUAAUAGCAAAAUGCAACCAACAUUACCAGUACCAACAACAGACUGUAACGAAGUGUUUUUAACCAAGAGGAGGUGUUAGCAUGACAAGAGACAGCAGCUCUUUGAGGUAUUGAUUAUGUUUAGGAAUUACAACCAAGUGGCAAAUAUUUUCGAAAUACUUCAGCUGGAUACAGAUUGGUUGAAACAUUCUGAAUGGUUUAAUAUUUAUUAUUAGAAUGUGGCAAUAACAUGAACAUUGUGACUUGUGAAAUUUUGGCAUGACAAACUCCAGUGGCUGCAGAAAUGUCAUCGUUUCUAGGCAUUAUUCAGAAUUGCAGAUUUGAUGAGAAGUUUAAUGUUUUAAAUAACCUAAAUGAACAGUGAUUGAUUUUAUUUGAUAGGAAAGGCAAAAGAUUUCAGGAAAACAGAUCACGCCUUUGGUACUGAGUACUGCUGAAAAGUGAUAGUUAAUUCAAAGUUUUCUGUAUAGAUUAUUUAAAUGUAGAUGUAUUUUGAAUCUCUGCUAUGGGUCAAUUGUUUACUUUUAAUUUGUAAAUAAACAGAAAGCUUUAUAUUGCAUUGA
Acanthaster planci (crown-of-thorns starfish) is the source of this 3256-nucleotide messenger RNA. It is a transcript of the gene bfar, whose product is annotated as bifunctional apoptosis regulator. NCBI's taxonomy places the organism in Eukaryota, Metazoa, Echinodermata, Asteroidea, Valvatida, Acanthasteridae. The record is from RefSeq and is a predicted model, not a curated record.